Caenorhabditis sp. 36 PRJEB53466 is the source of this 927-nucleotide messenger RNA. The record is from the annotation of a GenBank genome assembly. NCBI's taxonomy places the organism in Eukaryota, Metazoa, Nematoda, Chromadorea, Rhabditida, Rhabditidae.
AUGAAGGCGCUUCUCAUCGCCAUCUUCCUCUUCCUCCACGGUACGCAUUUCACUGUUUGAACCUGUUUGGACUUCUGCUUUCAGCUCCACUCAUUUUCUCUUCGAACAGAGGUUUGAUAACAUCGGAGAAUGUGAAAUAUUUAAAUCAACAACGGAGGGACGCUGCUCUCAGCCUUCGUAUCGCGAACAUGCACGAGCUCACUUGGCACGAAGGACUCGUCGAGAAAGCAAAGGCGAUGCCGAAAAAUUGUAAUGAAUGGCGAGCCGGCGCCGACUAUCGCUUCGUUCCACUUGCUGAUAUUGAUGAUAAGAUAGCAAUAGGUCACAGGCGGCUCGUUGAUGCGGUUACCGGAAAAGAACACGCCGAAAUUUCGGAUUUAAAUGUGGACAACAUUAAAGAGGCGGUUCGGGCCCACGGACAAAAACUCCCGACGAUCUUAAAUGCUGAAUAUUAUUAUCCGCUGCAGACGAAAAUCGGAUGUGCUGAAAUUAAAUGCGAAUUGGCGCUUACUGGAACUUGGGGAAAAUUACUCUCAACGGACCCCACUGCUCCGCCUUCAGAAAAGACUCCGUUGAUUGGAGUUUGUUUGUUGGGACCCAUGUAAGCCAAUCCGACAUUUGACGCGAGUCAAUCAUAAUUGCUAUUCAUUCUUUUCAGUGGAGCUUUCAAAACGGAAGACAUCAAAGGAGGACUCCCCGGAUCGGCUUGCCCGAACAAGAAGAAUACCAGAGGACUGUGUUCAGUUUUACCAAAGUCAGUUGGAGGAUUGCGAAUGACCUUGUUAGCUGAUGGUUUCCAGACGCGAAAAUCAGAAUGGUGGCGCCGCCACUGGCGCGGUCAAACCGGAGACGACUACCUCCUCCUCAUCUCGUCUUUUCAUCGCCUUCAACAUUCUGUCGUACUUGCUGCUUGUGUGCAUUCUCUGA